UCAUUUUAACGGAUUCCUGCCAAAUCGGAGCGGCAGGCGCCCGGCAGGUCUGGGCUGCCACCACCAGCAAGAUGCCUGCCGUCUCUAUCCUUUACAAGGGAGCCAUCAUCAUCAGCAGGACACUCAUGGGACCGUAUGGGAUGGAUCGAACCGCGCAUUGCUUUGAUUUCUACGACUGCGCAAACGGUCUGGGUAUUAAGGUAAUCGGUGGCAUCAAGGAACUCACCGGAGAAGAAUAUGGAGUUUAUGUCAAGAGGAUCCUUCCAGGGGGUGUUGCUUAUGCAGAUGGGCGCCUGCAGCCAGGAGACCAGAUCCUGGAGGUCAAUGGAGAUUCCUUAAUUGGGGUUACAAGCGAGAGGGCCGUGGACAUCCUGAGGACAGCGUCAGCCACCAGCCACAUGCGCCUUCUUAUAGCCCGCGAUGACGACGCCAGGAGAGAGUUCUCUGAGCUGAUGGAGAAGUUCGGCUCCCAGAGCAAUACGGGCUCAGCGCGGAGCUCGCCCAUCCUGCAUGGCGGCAGUCGAUACCUGGAAAGUACAUCCUCGGGCUCCUCCUCGCGCUCUCAGAGCCCUCUGCUGCUGAGCCCCGCCAACUCCCACAGCCCCUGCAUCGGGAACCCGGCGCACCCCUCUCACACACACUACUCCACUGAAUCAGGAAUCCAGAGCAUUUCUAUAGCAAAAUCCUCCGGCUUAGGGCUGACAAUCAGUGGUGGAUCUAACAGGCCUGAUGGCCCCAUGAUUUAUGUUCAAGAGCUUUUGCCAGAUGGUGACUGUUACAAGGAUGGUCGGCUCCGACCUGGUGACCAACUAAUUGCUAUCAAUAAAGAUUCUUUGGUGGGCAGCACACAUGAAGAGGCCAGAAAAAUAAUUGCAAAAGCCAAAUUCAGACAUGAGGAAAACACAGAAGUGGCCUUUAUUCCUGGAAGGGGACGGUUACAUCCUGGACUGUCAGUUCAUAACAACAUCCCAUCGCCACCUCCGAAGGCUGUGGGAAACGGUCUGAGUUCCUGCAGACUGAAGGUGCAUGUGAGGUCCCCAGAGAAUAGACAUGAAAAUAAUUUUCCUGUGCCUUCUUUGUCACCGGACAUUUGCCCACCAGAGCUUACCAUCUCAGCACCUGCUUCGGCAUCUAAUCACAAAGCAGCUUCAGGCACCAAACCAAAAGUAGCGCUGGAUCCCCAUGUCCGGCUCAAGGAUGGGAAACUGGAACUGGUUCUGCAGUAUCUUGGUCUGGAUGUGACUGAUGAGAAGAAGAGGCAGUUACGGCAAAGCUUGACCACAGACUCGCAGGGGACGGUGGCCUACGGAGAUCUUCUCCAAGCGCUCAGGGAUGUGAUGCAGGAGGAGCUGCAGGAGGCUGGUCUGGAUUCCAGCUCCGUGCUCUUCACGCAGCACGAAGUGGCCAGUUUGCUGGAUACGUCGGCUUUUCACUCGCCGACCUUCGACUCUCUCAGCUGUAAUGGCAAUGAGGAGCUGGAGCAGCUGCAGCUGGAAAUGGUGGUUCUGCGGCAAGAAGUCCGACGGCUAAAGUCUCUCCUGAAAGAGGUGGAGAACAGCAAGAAGUCAAUGGAAGAUGAGCUUCAGAGACUGAACCAGAAAGCCCUGGGCUUCCUCUCUGAGAACCGGACGCUGCACAGCAAGCUGCAGAUGGCAGAGGUCGUGCAGAGACAGGCUCACAGCGCAGAGCAGGACUACGAGGAAGUGAUCCACUUGCUGGAAGCUGAAAUUGCAGAACUGAAGAUGCAGUUGGCGGGGAAGAAAGCAAAACACGUCUCUGACAUAGAGGAGGACAUCCUAGAACUGAAAAGACAGUUGUCCCUGGCUGACGGCCAGCUACGAAAAUCAGAAGUCUCACGGAAGCGCCUGGAGAUCUGCAAUAGGAAACUGCUCCUGUUUGUGCAGAACGUCCACAAGGUCCUGAGUGCACCCAGUCAUUUUCCAGAUGAGAAAAGAGUCAACAGUGAAACAGAAGAGGAUAAAACAGACGCAGUCUCAGAUACAUCUCUUCCAUCUUCAGAUCUUGUUGACCUUUUGCUAUCAGAAGCUAAAGAACUGUUAGCGCCAAUCCUCUCCAACAAGGACGCUUUACCGUGUGACAGGGACCAGUGCCUGCCUGCUGAAGGAAUCCCAAAUUACAAGGACCAUCUUCAUCAGAAGACCACGUGGCCCCCUCCUCCAAGCCAGAGCAAGAGUGAACAACCGCAGCCACCAAGUCCAACCAACGAACUGCCUAAGAAGCCAACAUAAAUCCCCCAUGGCUUGCUCGUGCUCCAAACUGGGACUGUCCAUAAUGCAGCUGCUGCUGCGCUGGGCGACGGGAAGGACACGCCAUGGGUGCUUCAGCUUCCAGGCAAACCAGACUAAGAAACGAGCUUUCUACCACGAGACUAAUUCUUCCUAACUACCCAAGACUUUUUCAGCAACCUCCCCUGCGCGUCUACCUCUGAGUAGGCUAUUUGCUCACGGUUUUGCAGCUUUAUAGGAAAAAUCUUCUCAAGAGGCUACAAGGGCCUGGAUUUCACUGGCAGCCUUUUAGAGCUUGUAUUUCUGGGUAGUAGGAGGAGCAUGAACUUACCCAAGAGACUCAGGGGUCUCCAACAGAUUCCUUCUGGUAUUCCAUAUGAAAAACCAAAGUACAUUUAGCGACUGUCAUCAAAGCAGCCUACU
Chroicocephalus ridibundus (black-headed gull) is the source of this 2669-nucleotide messenger RNA. RefSeq names its product syntaxin-binding protein 4-like. The record is from RefSeq and is a predicted model, not a curated record. Gene Ontology annotation, molecular function: protein binding. The transcript is spliced from 22 exons. The coding region runs from base 72 to 2249 and encodes 725 amino acids. Lineage: Eukaryota; Metazoa; Chordata; Aves; Charadriiformes; Laridae.